CUCUUCUUGUCCCUCUCUCUCUUGCUGUCUCUCUCUUGUCUUUUUGUCCCUCUCAUUGUCUCUCCUCUCUUUUGUUGGAAGGACUGAGAGUGAUGUGACAUAUAUUUGAAAGACGACUCUGUUAUUUAACCGUAUGCUUAAAGUUCCAUCAGGUGAACGUAUAGACACAGCUUGUUGAGAUGUUGGAGUGACUCAUAGUUCAGAGGUGAGGGAGUGAACGGGGCUGAGUCACGUGGAGUCCGUUCUCUCGCUGUGAGUCGUAUAAAUAGGGACGCUUCGUCGGCCAUCGUUGGAGACGAACCUUCUGGUCACAAUUAGGUGAGUUACAUCUGCACUACAGCACACAAUGAUAACAGGUCUGUUUUAUCAUCUUUCUUUCUUUUUGUCUUUUCUUUCUUUCUUUUUGUCUUUUCUUUCUUUCUUUUUUGUCUUUUAUCUUUUUAUUUCUUCUUUGUUUUCUUUCUUUCUAUCCACCAUUUAUUUCCUUGUAGACUUCAUCGAUUCAUUAAUUCUCAAAUAAAGAAUUAAACAAAUACCUAAACGUUGUGAGACAAGAAAUGUCUCAUAACGGCACACAACCGAUAACACACACACACUCACACACACACACUCUCUUCAUCCGGGUCUGAGAAACCUACAGAGAAAGUAUAAGAAGGAGAACUUCGGUAUGCAGCAGUUUGAGCGUAAGAAUCUGGUUAUUAAACUAACGUUGAGGCAUAAAGAUAAUGCCAAUAAGAAUAACGACAACAAAAAUGAACAAUGAAUAGUAUUAAGAGCUUAAUUUCAUCAAUUGAUCGGAGUGUUCAAUGUUGCUUUUUUAGUCUUUUUUUCUCUCUCUUUUGUUUCUUAUUGUCUUUUCAUCCUUUCUUUUGUUAAGGUAUCCACCAAACACAUCCGAGACACACCCCUCCCAACCUCACCUCUGUAUUUAUUUCCUUGUAGAGUUCAUUCAUUUAAUUAAUUGACUUGUCAAAUAUAGAAUUAAACAAAUACCGUGAACAUUGUGAGACAUUGUGAGACUGUGACACCAUCUCACACCUCUCACAGGAAGUGACGCUCGGAGCCGUUCUGUGAUUGAAGCUCCUGCUGACAUUGCUACAGGCUUACUGUGGUUUCCACCACUGACUGACAUCUAUGCAGCAUGACUCUUCCUGGAAGCUGCUCUGUGACGACAGUGUGAAGGCCGACCCGGUCCUCCAGAGCCCACCUGAAGCUCACCUCACCUGGACUCAGCUGUGGAGAGUACAGGCCACGCAGAACCAGAGACACAUGGCAGCACGCAGGGCAUCCCACCACUCUACCCAAGAAGAAUACUAUGCCAUGAGGAAUCAAAUUAUAUGUGAGGCCCAACAAGAUAUAAUGGAGCCGGACGCUUGCUUCCAGAGAACCAGCAUCAGAGCUCUGAGAGCGACAGACCUGUCAUUCAACCCGUCUCCCAGUAGAACCAGUGCAGAGUGCCCAGUGGAUCGCUCCGGCCCUCGAGCCUCGCAGCUACUCUCACGACCGGACACGACCGGAGACGGAGGUGCCGACCACCAGAGAGGACUUCACGCUGCUCCGGAGAUCAAGGUCCACGAUCUAAACACUCUAAAAGCAGAAGUUGAUCUCAUGGGCUCUGUCUGCCCGAAAAAAGACCCGAGCCACUCGCUCCGAGACUACCUCAGAAGAGUGGCGCAAGCAGUGCCUCGCUGGUUGCUGAACACCGAAGGAGCCGCUCUGUAUCUGCGUAAAGAAUACCUGAUCCGAGCCUUACCGGGACAAACUGCUCUCGACGUGGUGGACUUAGUGACCACGACCAUAGGAGAUGAGUCCUGUGACAUCCUGGAAGAAGAAGCUAAAGCCAACCUGAAGUCGGGUCAAACCACCCUCACUCUAGUGUGGCAUGAAGUCCAAGAGGACAUAGCCAGAGAACAACAGAUAGUGUUGAUGGAGAGAAUAUGCCUGAACAUCCCUGGAGGAAGAAGAUUAGCUUAUGAGCUGAGAAACCUCGACACAGAGGAGAUUGGGGAGAGGGUUCAGGCGUACGAUAAAAUAACUUGUCACCUUUUGAAGGUGAAGAAACGGCGCAAAGCUAACGGGUCAAAGAGUCAACCGAGAUGGAACGACUUGCAGGAAGAUGAUGUGUUUCAUGAAUAGCGUGAGGAGUACAGCUCACCUGAAACUAGAGGCCCCUCGAGGUCCUACAACCAAAACCAGAGACCACCCCAGGACCA
Anarrhichthys ocellatus (wolf-eel) is the source of this 2213-nucleotide messenger RNA. RefSeq lists its product as uncharacterized. Bases 1135 to 2136 code for a protein of 333 amino acids. The transcript has 2 exons. The record is from RefSeq and is a predicted model, not a curated record. NCBI's taxonomy places the organism in Eukaryota, Metazoa, Chordata, Actinopteri, Perciformes, Anarhichadidae.